UUUAUCUGCACUGGUCAAGUUAUCAAGGCGAAGGUGGUUGCAGAGAAAUAUGUGGGGGAAUUUAACGACACCAUCGAGUAUGACAUCGACCACACCAUGACAUUUAAGGGCCCUGAGAGGAUUUUUCAUACCAUCUACACACAAUCUUCCUCUGCAGCAUGUGGGAGGACUCUGACCAUCGGAACAGAAUAUUUUAUCGCAGGUCUACUAAACUCUGAGGGCUUGCUGCGCAUCUCACUGUGCGGCUACGUUGGGUCCUGGGAGGACAUGAGCGCCGCCCAACUGAGCUUGGUACAGCGCUAUAUGAGGAACUGUGAUUGCGACAUCUCUUACUGCGACGCCUUCGUGUGCGAUAUGAGCAACCCAACUGAGUGCUUGUGGGCAAACUGGCUCCCUUUUGAUUUAAUUUGUACCAAAAGACGUGAUGGCUCUUGUGCUUGGUACAAAACGCCAGCAUAAUCCAAAUAGGCUUCCAUGGAUAUUGAAUACAACUAAAAUAUUACAACUCAGAAAUGUCCAAAUUGCAAAUAAAUCAUCAAUUCAAAGAAAA
Nerophis ophidion (straightnose pipefish) is the source of this 550-nucleotide messenger RNA. Its product is annotated as metalloproteinase inhibitor 2-like. The coding region runs from base 97 to 459 and encodes 120 amino acids. Gene Ontology annotation, molecular function: protease binding; metalloendopeptidase inhibitor activity. Lineage: Eukaryota; Metazoa; Chordata; Actinopteri; Syngnathiformes; Syngnathidae. The transcript is spliced from 5 exons. Gene Ontology annotation, biological process: negative regulation of membrane protein ectodomain proteolysis; negative regulation of endopeptidase activity. Gene Ontology annotation, cellular component: extracellular matrix. The record is from RefSeq and is a predicted model, not a curated record.